Molecule: messenger RNA, 16104 nt
Organism: Toxotes jaculatrix (banded archerfish)
Lineage: Eukaryota; Metazoa; Chordata; Actinopteri; Toxotidae
Gene: rnf213b
Product: ring finger protein 213b
Exons: 65
Coding region: 135-15641 (5168 amino acids)
Biological process (GO): ubiquitin-dependent protein catabolic process; negative regulation of non-canonical Wnt signaling pathway; sprouting angiogenesis
Cellular component (GO): nucleolus; cytosol; membrane
Molecular function (GO): ATP hydrolysis activity; metal ion binding; ubiquitin-protein transferase activity
Source: RefSeq, a predicted model, not a curated record
GUUGUCCAGUAAACGCUUCCUUCACAUUGCAUUUCUUCUGUCUCUCGACUCAUCUGCGGUCUGGUCGUGCGAACUUGAGAAGCAGAGACAGGUAACAGGGAACAGGGACACCCCUGAGAAAAGAGUCUCUAAAGAUGGAGAAAGGAGACCCACACGGUGCCCCUGGAUCCCAGGUGGAAACCAAUGACAGGGAGAAUCCUCCAACCAAAAGACCCCGGAAAAGAAAUAAGGAACGAGGACCAGGUAAUCCCGGGAGGAAAUUUCAAGACCAAGAGAAGAGGAAAAAGAAAAAUCAAAGAAGAAAAAAGAGAAUGUCAAACAUAAAAGGAGGUGACGCUGUCGAAAGUGAAAACACUGAGAAAGACAAGACUGAGGCUGUGGAGACUACAAGCAGCCAAACUCACGAGAGUGUGCCUUUAGAAACACAACAGGUGCAUCCACAAACUGAAGACAACUUGCAAAAAGGAGCAAACAGUGGAGAACAACACCGCGAAAAUGCCACGAUGGUGCAAGCUCUGACUCAAACGAGGAAACAGAAAGGCAGAAACAAAGUCACACAGACUCCAGUUGUUAUUCAGUGCAACAAGGAAACACAGACAGACAUCCCGUACAUGCCAAAACAAGACGAUGCAAAGCAUGAAAAGACUCAAGCUGGCAAAAACGACGCUGCAGAGACACCGCUAAAACAAGACAAACACACACCUGAGCCCAUGCAACAAGACGACAGCACUGUUCACACACCGUUAGCAGCAAAUGAAAAUCCAGACAAUGACGGAGCAGCAUCAGAUUCAGCCAAGGAGCAAAACCCUGAGAAAGAGUCCAGGUCUAAAGAGGAGAUUCCCUCUGCAGGAGUCUCGGGUCGUCCCACAGACUCUCAAGACCAAAAAGGUGCCAAACCAAAGUCUUAUGCCAAAGCUGUGUCUGAAGAGGGUAAGAGUGAGAAACAAUCCAACAUGGCAGCCAACAAAACAGCAGAAAUGACCACAAAAACAUCCCAGAUUGCACGUGACCAAAGCUCAGUGAGACCUCAGCCUGGCGCUCCCAUGUUCACCUUUCACAUCUAUGCUGUGCUGGACAGAAAGUUUAGAUUCAACCAAGAACAUGACAUGCUUGCAUUGUUUCAUGAAGGAGGGUAUUUUCCCCUUGAAAUGACACAUUUUGCAGGACUCAAACAGGAAGGUUAUCUUGUAGAAGCAAGGUUUUCCAUUGAAGAAAGUCUCCUGCAGAGAGGACACUGGGUGACCUAUAAGUAUGGAGUAAAGCAAAGACAAAAAAAUAUAAUGGAAGUUCCCCUAAGACAUUUUCAAAUUCCUCUGGACUCCAAUAUUAAAGAGUUGCACCUUUAUGAAGGCUUCAUCAGUCGUCACGAGCAGCAAAGUUUCUUUCAAACCGGCCUUCACAUGGUUGGCUUAAGGAAAUCGAGAGGUGCAGAGAUUUCAGAUGCCUGGCAGGCCUCAGCUGGAACUCUGCUCAACAGAAUCUUCCAGAAAUGGUCUCCAUCAGACAAACAGAGCACCGAGAGCCUGUGCGACAACCUGAAGCAUUUCAUGGCGAGUCUCGGUUCUGCACAUAUGAGGGUGAGACACCCAGAAAAUUCAGCACCUCCCAUCAUCAAGACAUCAGAGCUGAUUUCAGAGAAGUUGCUUCAGAUCUUGAAAGGAGAGCCAAAGGAGAUGCUCCCAGGAGGCUGCAGAAACAGCAGUCCUCUUUCUCUGGGCCUGUCUGUUUUCAUGGUCACCAGAAACUGUGGUAUCAGCCUGGGAGUGAAAGGCUGGGCUGAUCUAUGCUUCCUGGUGUCCUCAGAGAAGGCGCUUGAGAAGAAAAACCUGGACGAGUUGCUCAGUUCUUUCCAAAAUCCACAACAUGUUGUGUUGGGUCUGAUAAACCACUGCGCUCAGCGCUUGGUGUCGGAGGUCGUCCUGCUCGUUCCUCUGCUCUUCAGACUCCGGCAGCCAGGAGCUGAUGCAACAAAAGUGGGUCCAACUGUGGAGGAAGAAGCCUGGUCAGGACUUGAUAGUGUCCACUUCAGCAGGUUCAGAGAGGACAUUCAGUCCUACCCUGACAAACGAAGGAGAGUGAUGAGUUUGACCCACACAUGCUUACCAAAGGCCAAAGAGAUGCCUCUGCUUCUGAUGAGCUGGUUAUCUCUGGUCGCGUUUGAGGAUGUUCCUGCAUUCUCAGAACAGACAGGAAUACACACAGAACAUCUGAUCCAGAGUCUGUUGUACAGACUCAGAAACUGUGGAGAGCCAAGAGAUAGCAACAGAACACAGGAGAUUGUGAAGCAUGCUCAAAGAGCCCUGGAUCACAUACUGCAGAAGGUAGACAAAGAGAAGGACAGAAUGAUUGAAUCUGGAAACAUCCAGCCGGCCUUCAGGAGCAGCAUCAGUGUGGCCAAGAGCAUGUGCAGACUUGUGAAAGGUGUCUCGUGGUACCAGGCAGCAGUCCUGUCCUACCAGCUGGUGCUGAAACUGGCAGAGAUUUGGGAUUCCAUGCUGAAAAAAGAGUCCAAAGAUGAGAAGCUUGAUACCAAAAAGCAGCCGUUCUUGGAUAAGCUACAUGACAUGCAGCAGCAAAUCAGUGAAUGGCGAGAUGACCUGCUGCAAAAACCCCUUGGGACGCCGUUAAAAACAGUCACGUACACAGAGGAGAUUGAGAUGUGGGAUGCACUGCUGAAAGUGGAAUGCUCUGUGGAAGACGUUUCAUCCCGCUGGACUCAGAGCCUGACAAAAGACCUGAGGAAAAGGAUUUCCAUGGUCAGUGAGGAGAAUAAAGUGCUGGUGUGCUGCCAUGAGCCAACCCUGGCAGUUAUAAGGAAAAGCCACAGUGUUAUACAGACCUGCUUCGAUGAGCUGUGUCACUCUGCUAUCAGGACCAUCUGCCAGAGACAGCAGGAGGGCGACCUGAUGCAAAGUCUCUGCCGUAAGGUGAAAGAGCUUCCUGACGUCAUCCUGUCUGCUGUUGUGGUUGAGUCAGCAGCACGAUUCAGAGACAACUCAGUGGUCCAGCUGCUCGAUCCACAGUCAGCCAUGAACUUCCUACUUUUACACAGUGAUUGGAAGUCGAUCCGGGUGGAUGACUCAGCAGGGCACGUUGUCCACAGCUGUGUGGUCGCAGUGCAAUCUCUGGUGGAGUCUCUGCUUCAAGGACACGUGCCCCUGGGACACCUGCAGACCUGCCUGAAAUAUAAAGAGCAGUUUAUGAGACUUUACCUGCAGUACAAGAAAAAUACCAAGUCUGCAACGGUUCCUGUUGAUGUGGAGGUUGUUUUGGCUCAGAGAGAGAAGGACCUGAACUCUUUCCUGCAGCGGAAACAGCAGAUGGACACCCUGAUAAAGAUGUUAGCAAAGGUUUCAGAAAUCAUCACAGUUCCUGAAAUGUCGACUCUUGAGGAGCAGCACAGUGCAGAUCUCCAGAGUGUGAGCCUGAGCAAACUGGUGCUGGUUCACUCCUUUGAUGCUGAAGGAAAGUUGAAGAAGAUGGGUCCCCCUCAGGUCCUCUGGUAUAACACCAGUCUGAAUGUCCUGAAAAUGGCCAGUGAGAUGUACAAACUACAUCACAGCAACCUGAUUCUGUCCUCAUGGGCAAAGGGGGCUGCCUCCUUGGCGUCAGCGAGGCAGCCCUCCUCAGCUCCCGUUCCAGUAACCCUAAAACAGAUCUGCGAAAACAUCUGGAAUCCGCUGCUGACAGAGUUCUUUGAGCUUGGUGUCAGCAUAGCAAAUGCAAGCAUCACUCUUCAGCAGCUUGAUCGGGUUUUGGUGGAGUGCGGUGACCCAGGAGACGGGAAGUUACUGAAGAAGGAGCUGAGUCUCAUGUCAGAGAUGUUUUCUGAGUCAGGACAGUUCAGACCUGAGGAGAACUGGAUUGAGCUGAGACUUGAUCUGAUCCAGGAGUAUUCACAGCUCCAUGAGGCAGCGGCAGCAGCCAGUGCAAUACUGAAAAUCGCUGAAAAAAUGAAGCUUUCUGGGAAUUUCACUGAGAUUGACACUAUCAGCCAACUGGAAGAGGACACCUUUAAGCAGAGGGAACUGGGCUCCCUCAGUGAUGACCUGUUUCGAGCCAAACAGCAACUCUCCACAGUCACGAAGCAGCACACUGUGUGUCUAGAAGAGUUUCUAGCGAGCCAGUCUCUGGUCACCUGGGUCAAAGAGAACCUUCAGAACAUGAGCGAUGUGAAGGUUUAUGUCGACUUGGCUUCCAUAUCUGCUGGAGAGAACGACACAGAGAUCGACCAGGUGGCCUGUUUCCAUGAUGCAGUGAUGGGCUACGCACCUCUGCUCUACUCCCUCUCCUCUCAAGCCGGCUUUGAGGAGUUCAUGAGGUGUGCUCGGCAGGUGUGGGACACCCAAAGUAGAGAUGAGAAGCUUCCAGACAAAUUGAGAGAAUCUACUCGAUUGCUGAGCUGGCUGAAAGCCUUGAAGGAAACCCACGGCUCUGUGGAGCAGUCCUCUCUCUCUUUGGCUUCUUCUAUUAAUGCACAUGGAGUGUAUCACAUAGGAUGGUCUGAUGAAAACACAGAGAGGAGGUGUCUACAAAACAUGGUCCAGGUCACAGUGGUAAAGGACAGUGAGAAGAAGAGCUACAAGCUUGAAGAGCUGCUGGAGCUACAGAACAAACUCAUGCUCAUGUCAUCCAAAGGGGAGCAUGGCAGAGAACAAGUCAACAGGUUCACAGAGGUUUUUGAAGGCGUUCAGAGAAUUGGCACCAUCCUUCUCCAGAUGCAAACAUCUGGCAAUAUGCUCUUCAGGGAAUGGCAUGCUGAGGUACAGUGCUGUCCACAUCAGCAACCAUGCAUCAAAGUAACCUUCUUAUCCCUGAAGAGUAAAGAGAUGCCGUACUAUGGUGAGCUCACAGAGCAGCUACAAAAGCUGGCUCACUCCAUGGAUAGCUGCCAAAAAGAAUGGUGUUCCUUCAUCAGUGAGAUGCGCUUCAAGUUCAGCUUGCUGAAUCACUACACCUCAGAGCAGAUGGUGUACCUGUGCUACUGGAUACACAAAGUGUGUCAACGGCAGACGUCAGUUCCUCAACAAGUAUGGCAUUUACUUUUUCCCAUAAAGCCUCAGUGCAGCCUAACUGAUAUCAGAGUGGCUUACAGUAAUGCAACAAGUAUGAUAUCAAAGCAUGAUGAAUUGGAAGAUGCUGAGUUUGCUGAUGAAGAUCAGUAUUACAGUCCCUCUGCAGACUUAACACCUGCUUCAUCAGGACACACUGAAGAGGAUACAGAAGAGGCUCAUGAUUUGAUGGAGUUUUCUUCAGAGGAUGAAGAUCAUAGUGUCAUGAAAUGUGAUAAUGAUGACAUCAGGAAGCAUGGUGAGGACAGUCUUGAAAACCUCUGGAGGCUAUUCAAGAAAGACAUGGCACAUUACCUCAGUGAGUUCCUGGACAUCUCAACUCUGGCCCACUUCCUCUCAUGCCUCUCUGAAAUGAACCAGCAACACAUGAUCAGGAACCUUCCACCGCUUCUCCAGGAGGGAAAGCCAAAUCUUUUGCUUUGUCCCAGUGCAGAUGUUUUUACCACCGUCCUGUCUUUUUACAUGAAGAGUCCAGAGCAGCCUCUGCCAUCUACUGAUGAGGUUCUAGUCUGCAGAGAGGAGACCACAGAGGAAGAGGUGGAAAUCUUUAUCCGCCGAGCUCUUGGCCCAGGUUCCAAAACAAACUGUCAGAAGAUAUAUUCUCUUGUCAAUCCAGGGCUGCUGGGAUAUGAUGUCAGUGUGGCCUUGGGGGAGCUCUUUCAGGCCCUUGAGGGAAGUGCCAACCCACAAUAUCGUUUGGUAAUAGUCAGUCCAGUUGGGCAUCAGCACAGAUAUGUGCCGUCUUUCUUCAGCAGUGAUAAAGUACAGGCUGGUGUGAGUCUAACAGCAGAGACUGCCAGGAAAUAUCUGCAUCACCACUUCACACAAAACGCACUCCAGCAAAACCCUGCUGCACUGGUUUCUCCAGAUCAGCUGUCAGUCUGGAUGCUGUCAUCUGUACGUCCUGCAGUUGGAAAAUCCCUUUAUGUGGAUCGUUUGUUUGAGAAGUUCCAACAGAAAGCUCCCAGAGCAAAACACAUCAGGAUCAGACUGAUUGAGCCACAUGUUGAUAUAGACUCCUUGAUUGAGAGCCUUUCAGAGAAGAUGGCAACCUUGAGAGAGCAGGACCCUGUACUCCUCCACAUUGACACUGCUGGAGUUCGUUCAGGCCUGGAAGAACUCCUGUUUCAUCUGUUAGUUCUGGGCUGUUUGAGUGACAGUCAUGGCAUGCUGUGGCGAAGGAAUGUAACUCACUUGAUCACUGUUGAGGUCCUGAACCCAUACACACCCCCUCAAAACCAGCCUAAAGAGAUGAGGCUUGGACUUCUAGACAUUCUGCCUACCAUCCACUGUAGACCCCCAAAAGAGGUGAAGCAGUUGCUGGCGAAUCGAGGGGUUUUAACAAAACAGGCCUUUGAUCCACUCAUGGAUGAACAGGAAUUUUGCAGUGAGGGGAUUCAAAGACCCUAUCAGUACUUAAAGCUCUACGAAAACAAUCAGAAUCUGGAUCAUUUUAACUACCAAGAAGGAUCCAGACGUGGGGAUCCCAUGGAUUGUCUCAAAUACCUCCUGUUCUACUGUGGAAUGCAAGAUCCAUCUUGGGCUGAGCUGAAGAACUUCUCCUGGUUCCUCAAUGUGCAGCUGAAAGACUGUGAGAACUCAGUUUUCUGUGAUCCAGACUAUCUGGCUGACCAGCUACCAGGUUUCAAGAACUUCAUUGUGAAGUUCAUGAUUCUAAUGGCAAGAGAUUUUGCUACGCCUUCACUGAACACAUCUGAUGAAAGCCCCGUGCCACGUAUUGAAAGCAGUCUGGAAGAUGACCUUCUUGCCCAUCUGACAAUUCGCAAGCGUUGGGAAAAUGAGCCUCAUCCAUACAUUUUCUUCAAUGCAGACCGAUUCUCAAUGUCUUUUCUGGGCUUUAAUGUGAAGACAUGUCAAAGGCGAAGCACAUUGAGUGCAGUUGAUCCUCACAGCAAAAAGGUCCUGAUAGAAGAUGUGAUGACAGAAGAACUUUUUCAAGGCUUGGAACAGCAAAGGAUCUCUCUCACUGAAAACUUUGAUCAGUUGCCCCGACAAAACAAAAUCAAAAGGAUUUCAUGUGUUGUUGGUGCAAAGAAAGGGAUUAUGGACAACAAAUUUGAUCCAGACCCAUCAUAUGAGCUCACUGCUGACAAUGUGAUGAAGAUGUUGGCCAUAAACAUGAGAUUCCGGUGUGGGAUUCCAGUUGUCAUCAUGGGAGAAACUGGCUGUGGAAAAACCAGAUUAGUCAGUUUCCUUUGUGCUCUGCAGAGAGAGGAAAGACCAGUGGAGAACAUGGUACUUGUCAAAGUACAUGGUGGCACUACAGCAGAGAUGAUCUACAGAAAAGUGAGGGAGGCAGAGACACUUGCUGAGAAGAACCGUAGAAUACACAAACUAGACACCAUUUUGUUCUUUGAUGAAGCUAACACCACAGAGGCCAUUUUUGCCAUCAAGGAAAUCCUGUGUGACCAGUCAGUGAAAGGGAAACCUCUGAAAGCAGACAGUGGCUUAAAAAUAAUAGCUGCUUGCAAUCCUUACAGGAAGCACUCACCUGAAAUGGUGGAACGUUUGGAACGUGCAGGAUUAGGAUACAGGGUGAAGGCAGAUGAAACAGAAGACCGCCUUGGCAACGUCCCCCUGAGGCAACUGGUGUACAGAGUUCAUCCUCUGCCACCAAGCAUGGCUUCUUUGGUGUGGGAUUUUGGUCAGUUGAGUGACUCAACUGAACUUUCCUACAUCAAACAGAUUGUCCAGAAGAAAGUUGAUGACCAUUCCUUACCAGUGGUCUGCAAGAGCAUCAUUUCAAAUGUGCUGGCAGCCUCCCAGAAAUACAUGCGAAGUCGGAAAAAUGAAUGUAGCUUCGUGAGCCUCAGGGAUGUGGAGAGGUCUAUGACAGUGCUAGUUUGGUUUUACCAGCAUGGUCAGGUCAUUUUCAGCAACUGCUCUUGUCUCAGUGAAACUCAUAAAACACUGAAGUGCCUGAUCCUUGCAGUUGGUGUCUGCUACUACCCAUCUCUGGUGGACAAAGAGAAGUACCUUUCUGUAAUUUGUCGGCACUUUCCAGAGCCUUUUUGUUCUUCAACAGCAUUGCAGGCAGAGAUCUCAUCCUGUCAAGACUUCUUCCUGCAGAACAUACAGACAAGGGAGACCAUAGCCAAAAAUGUUGCUCUCAAAGAGAAUGUGUUUCUCAUGGUGGUUUGCAUUGAGCUCAGGAUCCCACUUUUUCUGGUUGGUAAGCCAGGCAGCUCCAAGUCACUUGCUAAAACAGUGGUUGCUGAUGCUAUGCAGGGCCAAAGCUCCCACUGGGAACUAUUCAAGAAACUGAAGCAAGUUCACAUGGUCUCCUUCCAGUGCAGUCCUCACUCCAGUCCAGAGGGCAUCAUAGGGACAUUCAGGAACUGUGCUCGGUUUCAAAAGGACAAAAACAUGGAUGAGUAUGUAUCAGUGGUGGUGCUUGAUGAGAUUGGACUAGCAGAAGAUUCUCCUCAGAUGCCCCUGAAGACCCUCCAUCCUCUUUUGGAGGAUGGAUGCAUUGACAGUGACAAGCCAGAUCCGCACAUGAAGGUUGGCUUUGUUGGCAUCUCCAACUGGGCUCUUGACCCAGCAAAGAUGAACAGAGGAAUAUUUGUGUCCAGAUGGGAUCCUAGUGAGGAUGAACUUGUGGAAACUGCCAAGGGAAUCUGUUCAUCUUCCAAUCAGAUUCUUCUGAAAAUCACACACCUCUUCCCACCUUUGGCGAAGGCCUUCUUGAGCAUUUGCAAUGAGACCUCAAAGAAUCAGUUCUUUGGUCUAAGGGACUAUUACAGCCUCAUCAAAAUGCUCUUUGCCACAGUCAGAUCCACACACCAAGAGCCAGAUGUUGGACAGUUAGCGGAGGCCAUCUUGUGUAACUUCAGUGGACAGCCAGAGGAUUUUGACCCUGUUGUAUUUUUCCAAGAGGUUCUCCAAAACCUUACAGAAAUUCCCAGACCAAGCACCUUGCAAAUGGUGAAAAAGAAUCUUGAUCAUGACACCAGCCAGGAGAGCCGUUACCUCCUUUUGCUGACCACCAACAAUGCAGCUCUCCAUAUCCUUCAGCAACAUGUCUUCGCCAAAGGGGACUACACACAGCCUGAAAUAGUCUUUGGCUCGGGAUUCCCAAAGGACCAGGAAUAUGCCCAAAUCUGCCGUAAUGUGAACCGAGUGAAAAUAUGCAUGGAGACUGGUCGCACUGUCAUCCUCCUCAACAUGCAGAAUCUUUAUGAAAGCCUGUAUGAUGCCUUGAACCAGUACUAUGUUUACCUCAGUAAUCAGCAAUAUGUUGAUCUAGGUCUUGGUUCCCACAGAGUUAAAUGUCGUGUCCACACAAGCUUCAGACUGGUAGUAGUGGAGGACCAGAAGAAGGUCUAUGAGCACUUUCCCGUGCCCCUCAUCAACAGGCUUGAGAAACACAGGCUGGAUAGGAGUACUGAUCUGGAGCCAUGGCAGCACAGGGUUCUUCACAAACUAAAGGAAUGGGUGAAGGAAUUCUCCACAUCACGUGAGGCCACAUCAGAUUUCGAACUGUCUGAAAUUUUUGUUGGCUUCCAUGGUGAUGCCUGUGCCAGUGCUCUUUUGCAAGCACUUGAAAGGAGAGCACAAAAAGUUGAAGACAGUACAGGACGACAGCAUCAGCCGGAUGAAAAUGGUGACUCACUGGAAAAAGAUGAGCCAAACGAAACACCUGACUCAAAUGUUAAUGGCGAGAAAGAGGUAACUGAUGAGAAGGAUGACCAGUUUGGUGAUGCAGUGGACAUGGAGAUUGCUGGAAUAGAGCAAGAAACUGAGUCAGUGGAAAAGAAUGAUGAUGAAUCCACUGAGGAUUGUGAUGAGAAUAAAGUGAUGUCUGAGAGUGAAGACAUGAUGGAGACAGAAAACAGUGUUGGGUCUGCUGGGGAAGAUGAGGAAGACGUCUUCGAUUCAGCCAAGUGUCUCUUGUUGAACUGUGCCACCCCUGAUGCUGUGGUGAGGCUCAAGUAUUCAGAUUUAGCAAACCAGGAGAGGGAGAGACUCCAGAGAAUGUACUUCCAGCAACAACAUCACCACUCGCUCCAGGAUUUCCUGGAAGAUUGCCUGAACAAGACUCAGGGGUCCACCAAGUUUGUAGAGAUAACUACAUUCUCCAGCUUGUUAACCAGAUCAGAUGUCAAGGUUGUAGCCAAUGCGCUAGGACUGCGUUCAGACAGGAUCCUCCUGCUCUCGCUUCACCAGUUUGACACUGAAGUUUCCUUCUGCAACAAGAUGCGAGGCUUCCUUCAAAAUGCUGACCACUCUCUUCACAUCCUGUUAAUCCAGAUGGACCUUGAGGAAUCCCACUGCAGUGACGAGCUCAUAGCAUCAGCAAAAUAUUGCACCAUGAAUUACCUGAUGUCACUGGAGGAUCACACCUGUUGGGUGCUUUUCACUGUGAAGGUUUCUAGGAUCCCAAGUAAUUCUCAGUACAUUGGUUUCCAAGGAGGAGUCUGGCAGUCAGUGCAUAUUGAUGACCUGAGGGAUUCAGAGGACAUGAGCCUGAACCUGCUGGGUUUCUGUGGAACUCUCAUUAGCAACCUGCUCAACCCUGCACUGUCAGACCAUGAAGAUGGAGAAACAGUGAGGGAAAGGAAGGAUUCUCAGGCAGAUAGGGUCCACCUCCACAGCCUAUCCUUAGUGAGAUCCUGUAUCCAAAAAGCUGUGGGUUUGCUGAGGGACUCCAAUGGCAUGAGAUCACGAAGCAUGCAGCGGAUGCACAUCCUUCUGACUCUUCUGGGAACUGGUCAAGGCCACAUAGGAGCUCGCUUUCAGAGGGUGUUAUUGAGUAGACUGGCUGAGGCCUUGGCACAGAGAGAAGAAAUGAUGGACUCUCCCAAGGAGUGGGUGCGCAAAGAAGCCAACAAACGGCAGGCUCUACAAGAGGGGGGAACUCUGAGACAUACCCUGUGGCGCUGUCUUCAGUCUACCGUGACUCCGUUCUUGGCUAGUCUGUUGGAGGUUAUGGACAGGUAUGCAAAUCUGGACCUGCUCUCUGAUCAAAGGCUCAGUCAGGGCCUGAUAAACCUGUGGGUGGACAUCCUGGCAGAUUCACAGAUUUUAGACCUAACACCUCUCCAAAAACCAAGUGAGGCAGACCAGGAGGUGCUUGUGCAGCACUACUUCAUGUUGGAUGGUGAAGAGCAACCCUGCUCUGCCCCGUUCAGCUGGCUCAUCAGAAGGCACCUGGAAAGCCUGUGGGAGGAAUCUGAAUUUAUGCCAGUAACUGAAGAGGAUGGUACAGAGAGGAUUCGCCAGUUCGUGAGCACCUUCAACAACAGCAGCCUGGGCAGCCACUUCCAGAAACUCACGGACGGGGAGCGAUUGGAGUAUAGCCAUCACUAUCUGCGAGACUUUCUGCUGCUUUCUCUGAAGAUCAAGUCAAAGGAUGAGCUUAGGGUGUUCACCAGGGCCAUGUUGGGCUGUGUGUCUGAGCUUCAGACUUCCAUGGGUGCCACUCCUGACCUCUCUCCUGCCUGGAUAAUGGCUGCUGCCAAACAUUUUGCCCCCAGACUGGACACUCUCUGCCACAUGUUUCUGCUGCAGCCUCAGCUAGCCACCAGUGUCUUUCAGCAGGGGUCAAAGAGGGCGUCCCAAGAAAUGGUGGAGGAUAUUUUAGCUCUUGGUGUCUGUGUAGAGCAGACCAAACUACUCACUGUGACGUCGCAGCAAGAGUGCGAGUCCUUUGUGAGCAGAGUGGAGUUUUUGCAGCCUUGUCUCGACAGAGCGUUUAGUCAGAAAUACAGAACCCUCUGCAGCGCUGGCUGCCUGCAACACCUGGACUCCAUCAGGUCGCUGUGGUAUGGGAUGCUCAUUGUUGCAUCUUUCAUUCAGCACAUUGUUUUUCAAGUUAAAGAGAAUGACCUGCGAUUGAAAGAACUGGCUCUCAGACACUGCAGCCUUCAUCUGAUCCUGAUGCAGGAAUCACCUGAUGUAAGGAGCCUGGACACACUGCAGCAGCUGAUCCGCAUCCUCAAUUCUUUCCACGAUGAGUGCAUCAGCAGGGAUCUGAGGUUUGGCAUUUCCUGUCCAGUUUGCUUGUUGGAGCUCAAAGAGCCGUCGGUUCUUCCCUGCCAGCACGUCUUCUGUCUGCCAUGCCUCCAGCUCUGCAUUCAGCCACACAGACGUUCUUGCCCUAAAUGCAGGGCAGAUGUGCCAGCCAACUUUGAGCCGACUGUUUCUCACACCGUCAACUCAGCCCUUCAGCAGCAUGCAGCCAUCAGGGGCUGCUGUAACUCCUUCUUCCUGGAGGUGGUGUCCAGGUUCUGUCUGUCAGAGGGCCAGAAACCUGGAGAGGGAGUGGUGGAGCUCCUCUUCUCUUUGCUCGUCUCUUCUAACGGAGAUGUGUACAGAACCAGAGAGCUCACUCCUUUCCUGGAGUGUGUGGAUAACAAUCCGGUGGUCCGAUCCGUGCUGCCAAAACUUUUGCUGCAGUACAGUUUUGAUGAGGUCAAGGCUCACAUUCAGACCUACCUGAAGAAUCUGGAGGAGAACCUUCUGGACAGAGAAGACCGCACUGAACUCUACCUGCUGUUUGUCAACUGUUUCCAGGACUCUCUGUUGUGCUCAGAUGCAAAACAAGUAGAAGAGAGUGGAGAGAAACAAAGGCAGGCAGAAAUCAGGUUCCUGAGCAGGAUUGCCAGGAUGCAGACUCCAGACAGACGGGAAGACCCGGCAGAGUUCCUGCUCAACAUAGCCAGGCUGAGAAUAUGCAUGAGCACUGCAGCCCAGCUGCUGGAGAAAGCCACAUUUCAGGGCAGGCGAGAUGCAGUGGAGGCUCAGUACCUUCUGCAGGUGAGGGCAGUGUGUGAGUACUGUGGUAAUGACUGGCACAGGGUUUACCUGCUGCGAGCUCUCCACAGACUCUCUGGAAUGGACUGCAUACUGUCCCUGAUGAAUAGUCCAGCCUGGAGAUGGGUUUUCCCUGCAGAUCUCAUUCGACUUCAGGGGAUGAUAGCGACUAAUGUGGACCAGUUCCUCUGCUGUGGGACGCCUUACCGAGCUGUGAGAGAUGCCAUGACCCAGGUUCUGCUGGAGAACAGAUCAGACGCCUUCAUGACAGAACUGCAGAAACUGGGACGUUCUCAGAUCAGCCUUCUGGCCCUGGCCUUGUUCAGACACAUCACCUGCCUCUACAAAUCACCUGACGUCAACACACAUCCUUCCUCACAGGUCACAGCAAGACUGGAAGAGCUCCUCAAAAAUAUCGGAUCAAAGGAGUUCAGGGAGUUCUGCUCUUCACUUCUGUUGAAUCACAUUGGUGGACCGGGUUCGUGUCUCCACAUCAACGCAAAUCUUUCAGCUCAGAGACAAACCCUGCUGGAGCUGCUGGUCCAUCUGGAUUCUGUGGUCUUCAGUGGAAAUUCUUUACUGGGUCCUCUCUACCAGAUAGCCUCUCAGCCUCAGAACGUUAUAGCUUCCUUUCUGCCAACCAUGCCGGCUGAUCACAGAAGUGAAGCCAGACAGUGGUUGAGAGGAGAGAAGAAACUAGAGAUGUACACCUGUGCCAAUGGACACGUAUGCUUUGUGGGAGAGUGUGGUAAACCGAUGGUUGUAUCUACAUGUCCUGACUGUGGACUUCCAAUUGGUGGACAAAACCAUAGUCCAGUCAGCGGGUUUACUCGUGAGACACAUCACAGAGAUCAAACUCGGACAGGACACAUAUUAGGAGACGCUGAUCGGAGGUCUGAAGCCCCUGAAAGACAGAUGACUUCCGCUCAGUCCUGUGUCCUGCGGCUGCUGACUCACCUCGCCAUGCUUCAAGGCACCAUAAGAAAUCAGAGAGGAGUCGAAGACAUGAUCCACCCCAGGCCGACAAAUGUUUUCAACUUCCUGUGGGACCACCUGGAAAAGGACAUGAGUGUGCUGGGGAAGGCUUUGAACCAGAACAUGGACAGCACAGCGGUUACAGUGCAUUUGAUUCUCAAUGUCUGCACAGAAUUCACUACAGGUUCCCACCGUGCACAACCUGAUCUGUCCUCCAGACAAGGACGGCAGCAGUGGGAGAAGCUCGUCUGUGAUUCUGCCAUCAACCCAGUGCUUCAAAAUUUGCAGCAGAAUCUGGCUGAAGCUCAGGACAGAAUCGCUGCUGAUGACAGACUUGCUGGAAGCCCCCUGAUGAAUCUUCUCUAUGGGGAUCCUGGGAACAUGUUGUCCCUCCCCUCGGACUGCCCGACACAUCGCUCCUCCUUCUGGACUCUCCCUCAGAUAAUGACAGUGGAGCGAUUUUCUCAGUUGGUGGGAGAAGCACAAGGACGCAGCUCUUUACCUCUGCUGAUCGUGUUCCUCAGGAAGAUCCACUGUGUGAGACAGUUACACCACCUACCUGAGCUGGCUGCUUUACUCUCAGACCUGCUGAGGGUGUUCCCUCUGACAUCAGGCUCUGCAUCUCAGACCAUUGCACAGAUGUUACAACAGAUACCAGCAGGAUACCAGAAGAAGAAGCUGCUCGAGAGAGUGGAGAGAUUCGUCAAAGUGUGGAACUGCCUCCGAGCAGAGGUGGCAAACAACUCAGCAGACUUGGGUGUGGAUGUGAACUUGUGUGAGAAGGAGCUGACAGCCGAGAGCUCUGGGGAGUUUCUGACACCGUGCCGACAUGGACCGGGGUCCUGUCUCCGAACUCUGGUGGACUUCCUGUCUGAGACUCACAACAGCCUGGUGAGAGAGGCCAGGAGAGUGAGCCACCAGGACGACAGUGAAUAUAGUGUUCCACUGGAUAGAAUAUCAGAAACCCAGCUGACCCUGUGCAACCCAGAGAGAGAGCUGCUACCUUUGGUUUUAGCCCACUGUCACUACACCUUGAAGAAAGGCGGGGAAACAGACAGGAGCUACGACCUGCCAGGAAUCCAAACCCAGCUGGCCCGCCGCUUCCUGGCUGGAAAACCACUUAUCCAAGCGGACACUUCGAAGUACCUGAAUAGACACCUGCAGGAUUUCACUGUGGUUCUGUCCGAGGUCAGAGGAAAGAUUCGUCAGGAACCGUUGAAGGGUUCCGUGAGCAGUACCAUGAGAACAGUGCUGCGUUCAUACACAGAUGUUUGUGAUGCUGUGUUUGUGGUGGAGAUUGGCCUUCGCUUCCUUGGCAAGACGGGCGGUGAUCCUCAGGGUCAACUUUUGUCCUACCUCACUGAUUCUCUGCAGAUGCGCCCACAGAUUUCCAGCACUGUAGCCAAGGGUCUUGCAGAAAGCAAACUGGAAAACAGUGUGUUCACCUGGCAGCUCCUGACUUGUUGGAAAUCUGAGCUUAUUCUCAACAGAAAGCAAGACCCAUUCCAGAGACUACCUUCAGAGUUCCAGCAGAAGCUGUCUGAGAACGAGAGGAAAGGACUAAAGGUUUUCCUCGCUGUCACAGAUGUUGAUGCUUUCUCUCUGGAACUGCAUGAAAUUCUGCUGCUAAAGACAAGCAACGCUGUGCCUGACCAGGGCUACCAACCACACUGGGACAUCAGGUGCACCUUAGAGAGCCAUUUGGAGCAGAAAGACCUUCCACCUCUGCUGGGGCUUGAGUUUCUACCAGAGGAGAUCACACUGGGACAAGGAGCUGAUGUGUGGAGGGUAGCCGUGGAGUUUAAAAGAAGAUAGAUUAUUUCUACACGAAGGAAAUCAUUACAGUUCAUUUUAUGUUCUUGUUGUUAUUACUGUCUAUAAGGGAAUAUCCGAAAGAAGAUAGAGUAUAAAUUAAAUCAUUCAAAAAGGACCACAGAGACACAAAAUGACUACAAAGGAAUACAAAUGAACAUAAAGAGACAAAUAGUCUCACAAUAGUUUGUAGUCAUUUUAUGUCCAUUUCAAUCUGGGAAUCCCACAAAAUCUGCAUCCAGGGGCCUAUGUUUUUAUAAGCUAUGAUUCCACAUGAAAAGAUACACUCUGAUUAAUUAUGCCUUUCUCUGAUGUAAAUAUUUUAAUGUUUAAAUGUUGAGAUUUAUUUCUUAUUUGUUCAAGUUUCAAAAGACCGAGAAAUUGGUAUUUUUAGGCAUUGUCUUAUGUUCGGUCUGUUAACGGGGCGUCAGGGAACAAUUAAUAAAUCAAUUGUGAAUGAACUGGA